Molecule: messenger RNA, 3719 nt
Organism: Podospora pseudopauciseta
Lineage: Eukaryota; Fungi; Ascomycota; Sordariomycetes; Sordariales; Podosporaceae
Exons: 4
Coding region: 1280-3211 (643 amino acids)
Molecular function (GO): tyrosinase activity
Source: RefSeq, a predicted model, not a curated record
UGCUAUACAGGUGUAUCCCCAGGCCCUGCCCCAUGAGCACCUACACUUAAAGGAUGGAAAUGACCCCGAGGCGACACACCGUUCUUUGUGGCAAGAAUGAAGUUGUUCUAGAACCUACUUGCCCGUAGUAGAUCUCAAAUGCGGUAUUGGAGGAAAUACGAUGAAUAAGGUUGUGGCAAUGUUCGCUCGGUGAGAUUGCCUAGAAGGUCAUAGGUCCAUAAAAGUCAUCCUUGAGCAGACCGGCAAAGGUGGCCGAUUAGCCGCGCGUUCGAGGAGCAUGGGACAGUCGUUGACUGGGUUGGUGAAUACGAGCAGAGCGGGAAGUGGAAGCUGACAAAGCCAACUGAGGUCUGAAAGAUCUCGGUGAAUCUGUUGUGCAACAACAGGGGAAGAAUCAGAUUCAAGAGCCUCAGGAAACCGGUAUACGAUGAAAAGGCUGCCGAAGGUAGUUGUUGGGCGCUGUUGGUUUGGCGUGUAUCGACCAAUUGAUGUUGAAUCUGGAGAGAAAACAGGUGAAUCCGCUUGGUUUAUAGAAAGAAACUCACUGUGGUAUUUGUGAGACUGAGAUCGAAUGCAAACGAGGUUCUAGGUACAAAGUUGUGAAAUUAUUGCUGACGCCGUCUGCCAACUAACCCCAGAUCCGAGUAAUCCGGCUUGCGGAGACUUGCCCAAAGCUACCACAGUCCGCCCUACCACCAUGAGCUGCCAGCUUCGACUCCAACCACCCGCUGGUUGAUCGCUAAUCUAACUGGUGAGUACCUUAAUCCCGAAUUACUUGCAUUAGCUGACUGUUACCAGAUAUCCUCCAGGGCUGCAGAUCGCUGGUCGCUUGUCAUGGGUUCCCGAGUGCUGGGUUUUAGCGGAAAUCCGAGCAGAACCACCCACCACGACGUAUUCGCAAGCUCAGUUGCGAUAUGGAUGAAUCGAGGGAGCCACAUGGGGCUGGUGAUGGUUCAGCUGGCCAACUUGCUCUUAUCGGUCAUCGAUAUGCCCCGAAAUGAACGCAGCUGCGGGAGGCAUAAGGGCACCACUGGUCGAGCUGGGGGCUGGGAGGCGGUCAACUGAUGCCGCUUCGCAGAUGGCUUACACCAACUAGCUGCGCCUCGAGGGUCAGGAUGACGGGAGGGUUGGGACAAGAUAUUAAAGAGUAUGGUGUUCGGUCUGGGGUAUGGAUGGCUGUAUAAAGGGCUGCCAUUGUCAAGUAUCAAGGACGAUACAGACAGAGCAGUCUUGACAGAAUACAUCACAAGAAAGCACAACAUUAACUUCAGCAGAAAACAUGAGCACUACAGGCAACAUUGCGAUUACUGGGAUUCCUACCACGGCCGGUCCAGAUGGAUCGUUCCCCCUUCGCCGAGAGCUCCGGGACCUCCAGCGCAACUAUCCUGACCACUUCAACCUCCUCGUCCUUGCGCUGAAGGACUUCCAAGCCCUCAACGAGUCAGUCCAGACAUCCUACUACCAGAUCGCUGGUAUCCAUGGUCUGCCCUACAAGCCUUGGAACAACGUCGGCAGCAACAGUGACUGGCAGUCGACAAGCGGGUUCGGGGGGUACUGCACCCAUUCCUCAAUUCUCUUCUUGACAUGGCACCGUCCGUACCUUGCUCUCUUCGAGCAGGCUCUGUACAACUCCAUCCAGAAGAUUGCCAACCAGUUUCCUCAAGGCCCCCUUCGAACCAAGUAUGUCGAGGCGGCCAAGACAUUCCGCAUGCCUUACUUCGACUGGGCUAGCCAGCCACCUUCUGGGUCUUCAGCUUUCCCCAGUGUUUUUACGGCCCCGAGCCUCCAAGUGGUUGAUGUGGAUGGCAAGACCAAGUCCACUGCCAACCCGAUCUACCGCUUCGUGUUCCACCCGGUGAACCCCUCGCUGGGCGACUUUCCUAGACAGUGGAGCCGGUUUCCAACAACUGUCCGCUACCCCAACCCGAGAACUGGGCAGUCUCAGGAUAACCGCGUGGCACCCAUCCUGGCCAACGAGCUGGCUUCUCUUCGCACCAACGUCAGCCUUCUUCUGCUGUCUUACACUAACUUUGACGCCUUCAGCUUCAACAGAUGGGACCCGAACAUGACCCCUGGCGAGUUCGGCAGUCUUGAGGACGUACAUAACGAGAUCCACGAUCGAACUGGAGGAGGCGGGCACAUGUCUUCUUUGGAUGUGUCAUCGUUUGAUCCCCUGUUCUGGUUCCAUCAUACCAACGUCGACCGUCUCUGGGCCAUCUGGCAAGACCUCAACCCCGACAACUUCUUGACCCCCCGUCCAGCCCCUUACUCGACCUUUAACUCGACGGAAGGCGAGUCCCAGACCAAGGACACCCCCCUGACCCCCUUCUGGGACAAGUCAGCUACCAAGUUCUGGACCUCAGAGGAGAUCAAGGAUACCACGACCACCUUCGGCUACGCCUACCCCGAGACUCAAGAGUGGAAGUACAGGACCGGCUCCGAGUACCAAACCUCCAUCCGACAGGCAGUCACAACCCUCUACGGCACCAACGUCUUUGCCAAUUUCGCCGCUGCCAACGUCCAGGCCAGAGCCACCGAGCACACAGAGCUGAUCAAGAGCCUGUCCCUCGCCGCUCCUCCCCCUUCGGCUCCUAUCACAGCAGAGAAACCCCUCCUCAUCACCCAAGAGAUGAAGGCCAGCCCCAUCCCCGAACAUCUCCAACACCUCGCCCCGAACAACAAGUACCCCGAAUGGGUGGUCAACAUCCGCGCCCAGAAACACGGCCUCCACGGUGCCUUCCGCGUCAUCGUCUUCCUCGGCCCCAUUGACGAGUCCGACCCUGACUCUUGGCAGACAGAGUUCAACACUGUCGGCCGUGUCUCUGUCCUUGGGCGCUCCACUCAAGGACCGACAACCACCAAGUGCGCUAAGUGCAUCACUGAUGCGGCAGAUGAGCUGAUGAUCUCUGGGACGGUGCCUUUGACCUCGGCCCUGUUGCAGGAUAUUGUCAAUGAGAAUACUGGCUUGCAGAGCCUGCAGCCAGAGGAAGUGGUGCCGUAUUUGAAGAAGGAGCUCAAGUGGAAGGUGACGAUGUUUGAGACUGGGGCGGAGAAGGAUUGUGGGGAGGUUCCGGGGUUGAGGGUGAGUGUCACUAGCACCGAGGUUACUAUUGGGGAGGAUGGGCUACCGGAUUAUUCGGGGGUGUAUACCGUGUAUCCGGAGAUCACGGAUGGAAAGCCGGGUGGUAUGAGAGACGGUGAGCACAUCUAAGGGGACGAGAAAGCACAUGUAGGAGAUGGGAACGCAGGAUGGAAAUGAACACAAUAGCACAAGAAACUGGGUAUCAAAAUUUCAGCCAACGUAGCAAAUAACGAAAUAACGAAGACCAUGCUUUUAUCGCCCAAACGCCGUUCCAAAAUGCCCAACCGAAACCGUGCCAAAACAACAAGUCGCCCAUCAUCUAGAAAGCAAUCCGACGUUUCCGCCCCGUGUACUUGCUCGUAGCCUUGACAACCUUUCCCUUCCUCUCCAUCUGUUCCUUCUUCUUGAUAAUCCACUGCUUGCUACCCUUCUUGAUCUCCCCCUUCCCAGACGACCUGCCCUGCCUCCGGUUAUCCACCACAUCCACCCCCUCCAUAUUCUCAACCACACCGGUAAUAUCCCCGCUCUUGGUAUUGGCCACCGCGCUCUGACCCGCCGUCAAGACCAAGUAAACCUUUACAUUCUUCGUAUCAGGAUCAUCCUCAAGCAUACCCGCCCCAAAACCAGCCUUGACCGC